GCAGGCGGCCGCGUAGCGGCGCUGGCGGCGGCGGCACGGCGGCGCGCGCUCGGCAAAGCUCUCGCAGUAGCGGCGCUGCUUCGCUCGUGGUCGGUUGCCAGGGCCCAGUACACCUCCGUACGUCCUCCCGCCUGUCCGACAGCCGACGCACCGACACGCUCGACCGCAUCCGGCACGUCGCUAUAGCAACGAUAGCCGCUCGCACGAUGCGAGACUAACGACAAGAACCGAAACGACCCCUGUGACUUAAUAUACGCAAAGUGGCCGGUGAAACUCGACGAAAACAACUUUGUUUUUUUUUCCCUUCCCUCCUGCUUCUCAUUUGCAACUUUUUUCUUUUUGCGGAAGUCGUCGAAUAGUGCAUGACAGCUGAAGCAAACUGCGGGUUUUUUAUCGUGUGCGUGUGACCUGGUCGCCGGCCGACAAUGGCGAGUGCGUGCAGUGGAUUGUUGUGGGCCGCUGCGGUUGCGGCGGUGACAGUCGCGCUCUGUGCAUGGGAGGUGACCGCCGGACCCGCGCUGCUCAAGAACGGCGGCUACGACGGCGUCAUCGUCGCCAUCGACGACUCCGUCCCGGCCGACAACUGCAGAGCCAUCCUCAACAACCUGGAGAUUUCACUGGCCGGCGCCUCGCAGUUCCUCCACGCGGCGCUAGAGGGCAGAGCCUACCUGAGGACAGUGACGGUGCUGCUCCCUGACGCCUGGGCCGACAGUUGCUCACCCCGCUACGUGACAACUUCGAGCGGCGAAACAGCAGAUAUCCGAGUCAGCGUCCCACAUCCCGUGUUCGGAGACAGUACUUGGACACAGCAGUCACAAGGAUGUGGGCAGCCCGGAGACUUCAUCUAUUUGAGUUACCGCCAGCUAUUAGAAGGAAAGAACUUAGCCCGCUCUCUAGUGAGAGAGUGGACCAAGUACAGGUAUGGAGUGUUCGAUGAAACUGGAUAUCACGGCGACUCAGUCUACCCCACUUGCUACUACGGCGAUCAGAAUAAGAGCAAAGUGACCGGCUGUUCUGACUUGCCAAUAGCAGACAUGGGGAUAUGUGAUGAUCCUAAUCUUGUAUAUAAUACAAGCAACAUGGUUCAUGCUGAUGCAAAAUCAUCAAUUAUGUUCGCCUCUGAAUCUCCACACAUCACAAAAUUCUGUGACUCGCAGACGCACAAUAAACAUGCUCCGACAAAACACAAUCUCAUAUGCGAAAGGAGGAGUGUGAUGGAUGUCAUCCUUCAACACCCAGAUUUUAUCAACAGUGUUGGUGAUGCAUCCGUCAUGACAAAUACCACUCCAUCUGUCUUGUACAAAAAGAGGAAACUGACCAGAUAUGUUCUGGUUGUCGAGGAGACAAUGGCCAUGCACGUCAGGGAAUCUUGGGUGUUCCUACGUACAGCAGUUCGUAAAUGGCUGGUAUACGAUCUCCCAGCUAACACAGAAGUUGGUCUCGUUCUUUGCAAUGAAACUGCAUCAAAUCGAGUGCAUCGGCUAUCUGAGCUAACCAGUGUGACUACGAGGGAUUUUCUAGCUGCAACCAUUCCUUACACACCAGGAGAAUCACAUUCAGCAGGUUGCCUGCAUUGUGGUGUCCGAGAGGCUCUCGAUAUGCUGAAGGACAGAGCUACUAUAGCAGGACCUGCAAGUUCUGUUGUCAUAAUUAUUGCACCUGGCAUGGAUCACAUCACAGAACUCAAUGCUUUACUGCCUCGUGCUGUCAGUUUUGGUGUGAGGCUGGUUACAAUAAAUUAUCCAAACAUAGCUAGAUCGGCCCCCUUGAAUUCACUUGCUCAUGCUACAGGAGGGGAAGCUUUUACAGUUCAGGAACAACGUUAUAAUAUGGCCACUUCUUAUGUCACAACCUACUUCAAACUGGCUAAUAUCCUAUUCAGCAUUGCUUCUCAAUACUAUGAAGGAAGACCAGGUGUAAUGCCAAUUGAGGUUCAUCGCCGUGAACUUUCUGAUGACGGCCGUAGCAGUGUGACCGGCAGUUUCGUUUUGGAAGAAUCGCUUGGCGAGCCUGCACAGUUUAAUGUGUAUACUCACAACUCAGAAAUGCCUUUAAUAAGAAGAAUGUCCCUCACAAGUCCUUCACAGAUAGUUUAUUCAAGGAGAUCAGAUUCAUUAUUGUCUUUCAAAAUGCUUACACUUCCAGCAAAUCUAAAUGAGACUGGAACCUGGACAUAUGAAAUAGAAAGAUUUCCUGGAAAUCCUCAACCACAUUUUGUUCAAGUCAUGGCAACACCAAGGACACGAUCUUCACUUGUUGUGCGAGCUCGGGCGUGGACUAGUGAAGGAAAAACUCCACUAAUUUUAUACACUGAGGUCAAACGAGGUGACUACCCAGUGCUUGGAGCCAGAGUAGAAGUCAUUGCAACUUAUCCUGGUAAAAAUGGUUCUGGUGCUCACAGAGAUAAAUUUGAGCUCUUGGAUACUGGAAGUGGAGAUCCUGACAUUACGAAAGGUGAUGGUGUAUAUUCGAGAUACUUUACUGCACAGGCAGAGGGAAUGUACACAUUUGAAAUUUCUGUGAUGGAUAAUGGCAACACAGCUUAUUCCUGGCAAGAUAUAGCAGUUUCUGAACCAUAUUCAGAGUGCUGUGGCAGUGUGGUGCCCACCCCUGCUGUGCAGCCACUGUCUCCGUUCCAGAGGAUCCUGCCACCAAUUUCUGCUGUGUUUGGACCAGAAGACAUCAGUAUCGAUCCAAUUUUGGGGCGUAUUGGAGACCUGAGAGCAAGAAUAAUACCAACUGACCUGAAGGCACGGCUCACAUGGACGGCACCAGACGUUGGCUCUACCCCUGUAUCACAUUAUGAAAUUCGUUAUGCACACAGCCUCUCUGAUAUCAUAGAACACUAUGAUAGUGUUGGCCAGAUAUGGAACUACGGUACACCAUUUCCAUUAACUCCCGGAUCAGAAACAACAUUCACAUUGGACUUCACUCGAAAUCCUUCUCUCCUCGAUUUGCCACUGUACAUUCGCAUGAGAGCAUUUGCAGAGAGUAUUGAUGGACCAGCAAGUGGACCAAUUUCAAAUUGGGUUUAUGUGAUGGUACCAUCGCCCCCUCCACCUCCACCUCCUCCAACAACCCUUCCGACUUCCACUUUUGACAUUUCAUCAUGGCCAAAUGAGAAUACAGAUGCUGCAUCAGUGUUACCAGGUAUAGCCCAAGCAGAAAAUUUUGGACUGGAACUGAUAUUGCCCAUUGUCGGAGGGUUGGCUUUGCUGACCAUCUGUCUCAUUGUAUACUGCUACAUUUGCAUCCUACGACGUCGCCAUGGCAAUUCUGACAAGAAGCAGAAAGGGAAAGACAAACACACUAGCAAUGGUAAACAGCAAGUGACUUCUCCUAGCACACCUGUCACCAUUAUGCCAUCAUCACCAGGCAACAUAAGCAAUGGCAACAGCAACAAUUCAAUAGCCCCUCCACCCCAGCCAGACAGCAUGCCUCCUCAGUAUGAAGCAACCAUAUCUGAAGAAAAGAAGAGAUUCAGUGUGUCACAGUUGCAACAGGAGGAGCAGAUGUUGCAGCAACAGCAUGAGCAGCUUCUUCAACAACAGCGAGACAUGACACCACAUGUAGUCGCUCUUCCGUCAACCAACAGCGUCAGUGGCAUCAGUACAAUAUCCAAUGGUGGAAGCAACACCAUCACUCGCGGUGGCAGAACGCUCAGCCCCUACCAGUCCUGGACUGCAUCACAGCUGCUGCAUGAACAUGAGAGAAGGCACAGCCCGUACGGAGGACGAGCUGAUGAAGAGGUAACAUCAGGCAAUGGUGGUAACCAAAUGCCACCCCCAGUUCCACCACUUCCAGCAUAUACUGCAAGUAAUAAUGCUGUAUAUUCAUCUGGCCCUAUUUAUGGAGUCCAUCCUGGUACGUUCUCAACUUCGGCAGGUUACCACAGAAAUGGAUCUCUGGUUCCUUUCAAUCCUAGCUUGCAGGGCUCUUUAAGCUCUGUCAGCAGUGGAGACAGGAAGAAACGAAAUGUCACUAUGGUUUAGUGAAGAGUGUGUGACAGUGAGUGUUGCACACUGGUGCACUGAGAGUCUGACUUGAUUUGUAAGAAAAUGACAUUAACCUAUAACAUAUCAUAUGUAUAUAUUUUAUAUAGGUCAGUAUUCUUUAAGUGUAGAAGAAUGAAUAUUUUCCUUAAGUGUUUGAAUGCAUGUGGAAGAGACGUUGUAAAUGUGAGAAAAUACUUACGUGUGUUGUUCCGAGUGGUGCUUUUUUAUGUGGAUUGUUGUCUGAAUGAGAGAAAACAAGUUAACAUUGACAUUUCAGCAGCAGCUCCAGUUUUUUAAAUAUUAAAUUUAAUGUGCCAAAUGUGUCAUGUGUAUAUACAUAAAUAGGGUUCAGUAUUUUUGUCAUUGCUUGUAAGUCACUCUGUCUAGUCACAAUUUUCUGUACAGAUUAAAAGGUGAAUUUACCUGUGUUGGUAAAUCAAGUUGAGUUGUAACUGAGACCAAUAAUUAUUUGUUUAAUAAACAUAAUGAAAUGAG
This is a messenger RNA of Schistocerca gregaria, 4490 nucleotides long. Its product is annotated as calcium-activated chloride channel regulator 1-like. Lineage: Eukaryota; Metazoa; Arthropoda; Insecta; Orthoptera; Acrididae. The transcript is spliced from 11 exons. The record is from RefSeq and is a predicted model, not a curated record. Bases 426 to 3992 code for a protein of 1188 amino acids.